AUGGAUAAAAUAAAAUUACUAGAUGGAGGAUUUUCUCAACAAUUAGCAAAAUAUGUUAAUGAGGACAUAGAUGGACAUCCGUUAUGGACGUCUAAGUUUUUAAUCACGCACAAAGAAAAAUGUGUACGUGCCCAUAGGGAUUUUAUAAGAGCAGGAGCAGAAAUGAUAAGAACAGCCACAUACCAAGCAAGCAUAGAUGGUUAUAUAAAACACUUACGCCUUACCAAACAGGAAGCUAUCGAAGCUAUUAAAGAUUCAGUUGCAGUGGUUAGAAAGGCAAUCACAAUAGAAAAAGAGAAAACUGGUAAAAAUAAAGAAAUACUUAUCGUCGGCUCUGCUGGUCCAUAUGCUGUAAAGUUUCAUGAGGGUUCAGAAUAUACAGGCUCCUAUGCAGACAAAGUUAGCGAAGAUGAGCUAAUAGAUUGGCAUACACCAAAGGUUGAUGCUUUAAUUUCAGCAGGUGUUGAUUUAUUGGCAUUUGAAACAAUACCGUGUAAAAUAGAAGCAAUAGCAGUUGCCAAAAUAAUUCAAAAAUACCCAAAUACAAGAGCCUGGAUUUCUUUUAGUGUAAAGGAUACAGCUGAAAUCAGCAGUGGUGAAAAUUUUGUUGAAGCAGCAACAGAAUGUUGGAAUAUGGCUUCGAGCCAGCUGGUAGCAAUAGGUGUGAAUUGCCUUGCUCCAGAACUGGUUCUCCCUCCUUUAGCAAACCUGCUGAGAGCAGACCCUUCAAUACCACUCCUUGUAUGCCCAAACAGUGGUGAAACAUUUGACACCAAUAACUACAGGUGGAUUAAAGGAAGUACAAAGAAAGUAGCAGACUAUGUAGAAGAAUGGCUCAAUCUUGGUGUCUCUUAUAUCGGUGGCUGUUGUCGCACUACGGCAGAGGAUACACAACAAAUGCUACGACAAAUAAAUCAAUGGAAGAACAAGAUUGUUUAG
This is a messenger RNA of Nezara viridula (southern green stink bug), 939 nucleotides long. Lineage: Eukaryota; Metazoa; Arthropoda; Insecta; Hemiptera; Pentatomidae. The record is from the annotation of a GenBank genome assembly.